GGAGUGGAGAGGCCGGCUUCAUUUAAAGCCCUGCGCCGGGAGCGCCGCUCAGGUGACGGCCGGCUCCGCAGCUCCCGGCUAACGGUCCCGCGGCCGGGGCGCGGGCCCGGGCAGCCCAGCGGCGAGAUGCAGAACCUCGGCGCCCAGCUCCGGCGGGGCUUCACCUCCGUGUUCUCAGGCCGGGCAAGCCGGAAGCAGGCUGCCCGUGCCCAGGACCCAGUGGGCACCAUGGAGACCUACAGGAACCCCACGGAGGUACAGAUGAGCCAGCUGGUGCUGCUGUGCCAUACCAACCACCGCGGGGAGCUGAGCGUGGGGCAGCUGCUGAAGUGGAUCGACAUAACCGCCUGUCUCUCAGCUGAGAGACACGCAGGCUGCCCGUGCGUAACGGCCUCGGUGGACGACAUCUAUUUUGAGCACACCAUUAGAACUGGACAGGUGGUUUACAUAAAAGCCAAGGUGAACCGGGCCUUCAACUCCAGCAUGGAGGUGGGCAUCCAGGUCACGUCAGAGGACCCGUGCACCGAGAAGCAGUGGAGCGUGUGCAAAGCUCUGGCCACAUUUGUGGCCCAGAGAGAGUCUUCCAAGGUAAAGCUCAAACAGAUCCUGCCGCUGACGGAGGAGGAAAAGGUGGAGUACAGUGUGGCGGCAGAGCGACGAAGAAUGAGGCUGCUGUACACGGACACCAUCCAGGACCUGCUGGCCAAGAGUGUCAUUCAGGAUGAUCUGGAGAGAAGGGACUGCAGUAAGAUGGUACCUGCCGAGAAGACCCGAGUGGAGAGUGUGGAGCUGGUCCUGCCCCCCCAUGCCAACCACCAGGGCAAUACCUUCGGUGGCCAAAUCAUGGCCUGGAUGGAGAACGUGGCCACCAUUGCAGCCGGCCGCCUAUGUCAAGGCCAUCCCACCCUGAAGACAAUUGAGAUGUUCCACUUUCGGGGCCCCUCCCAGGUCGGGGACCGGCUGGUGCUCAAGGCCAUCGUCAACAAUGCCUUCAAGAACAGCAUGGAGGUCGGGGUGUGCGUGGAAGCUUACCGCCAGGAGAUGGAAUCCUGCCGCCGGCACCUCAACAGCGCCUUCAUGACCUUCGUGGUCCUGGAUGAAGAAGACCAGCCCGUGACCCUGCCCUGGAUUCAGCCACAAGGCGAGGAAGGUGAACGUCGCUACAGGGAGGCCAGCGCUAGAAAGAAGAUCAGGCUGGACAGGAAGUACAUCGUGUCAUGUAAGCAGGCUGAGGUCCCUCUCUCGGUCCCCUGGGACCCAAGUAACCAGGUAUAUCUGAGCUACAAUAACGUCUCCUCCCUGAAGAUGCUCAUGGCCAAGGACACCUGGGUCCUCACAUCAGAGAUCAAUAAGAUCAAGCUCUACACCUUGGAGGAUGACAAGUUCCUGUCCUUCCACUUGGAGAUGACGGUCUACACGGACACAACUCAGGCCUUCCUGCUCCUGUCUGACCUGAGCCGCAGGCCCGAGUGGGACAAGCACUAUCAGAGCGUGGAGCUGGUGCAGCAGGUGGACGAGGACGACGCCAUCUACCAUGUCAUCAGCCCCAUCCUGGGAGGCGCCGACAGCAAGCCCGGGGACUUUGUCAUCCUGGCCUCUAGGAGGAAACCCUGUGACAGCGGUCACUCGUCGGGCCCGGCCCCCAGAGAGCCCUUCGUCAUUGCCCUAAGGUCGGUCACCCUGCCCACACACCCCGAGACCCCUGAGCGCACCCGAGGAGAGACCCUGUGCUCCGGCUUCUGUCUCUGGAAGGAAGGGGACCAGCAAACCAAGGUAUCCUACUACAACCAGGCCACGACCAGUUUCCUGAACUACGUGACAACCAACGUGUCAGGGCUGUCGUCCGAAUUCAUUACCACUUUCAAGGCCUGCGAGCAGUUUCUCUUGGACAACAAAAGUGAGCUGGCCCUCAGCCUCCAAAGCCUUUAAUGCCUCCCCAGCCCACCCAGCCCCCUCACCUGGGGCUCCUGCUGUCCUUUCCCACUCCAUUCCUCCCCUUGGAGCACAGGACACCUUGGAGUGGAAGGGGACCCCAGAUCCACCUCUCCUGGCUGGAGAUCCGUCCCCUGGUGCUGCCUUCUCAGGGGCUGAGCCACGAGUCAGGCAUCAAAGAGAGCUCAGUGCUCUGAGACUGGCUGCCCCGGCUCCUCCGGCUCCUCUUCUCUGACCUCUUUGUUUUAGUCUGUACCUUGGGCCGUUGGCAAGGCUGCGCCCAAUGGGACUGGGUAGCGUUAGGAUCUCCCAGCAGCCUUGGAAGAACAGAGGUGGCCAGUGCCCCCGUGGCCUCCCCACCAGUGCCAGAGCCCCUGCUGACGGCCCUGGUAGCCAACAGUGCCCUGUUCAUAGAGGCCGGCUGGCGAAGUUCUAGGAGACAGAAGGACCCAGUGACCAGCCUCAGCGGCCUAGGUCUAGGCAGAUCCUGGACCCGGACUGGAGGGCCAGGAGUAGCCAGAUAUGUGUCAGGGCCACUGAACACAAAAGGGCAGAUCCUCUGAGGCUUAAGUUAGCUCCUACCACCCAGAAGUGCCGGAGACCAGGGGUGUCCCAGGGUGCCUCAGGACAGCUUAGGGAGGGGAGAGGGAGAGGGCAGUUAGGCCCAGAGCAGCUGGGAAAGAGUUCCCGGGGUCAUCCAUCACCAGUGAUCCAGUCCCUUUUGAUCCAGAGUUAGGAUAUGUUUCAAAGGCAAAGGAAGGAUUGUAAAUUUUUGUUAAUUUGUAAAUUAAUAAUUAAUUUGUAAAAUCCAAUAAAUAGUCAAGUCCUCUCUAGGUUCAUGUCUGUUUCUUCACACACCAUCCUCCCGGGCUCCUUCCAAGCCACUGAGUUCAGGCUGCCAGGGGAGAGGGGGGUGGAGGCAGGAUUAGGUGGAAGAUCACCAGCCUCAAGUGGGAGGCUAGAAAAUCCCAGAAUCUCUGAGCUGGAACACUUCAGAGCCUACAUUGGAUGAGAAUCCCUUCCACAGCUCUCCUGAGAAGUCAUCAUCAGCCUCUGGGAAGAUCUCUGGGGAAGGGUGGCCCGCCACCUCCCAAAUUUGUCCAUUCCUCUCUGUGACAGCUUGAAUCCAAUCUUCUGAAAGCUCCUGAUGUCGAACCAAGUGUCGUUCUCCUCAGAUCCUUCUCCUUGCUCCUGGUUUUGCUCGGUUGACAGUAGGAGCUUAAUAAAUGCUUUUUGACUGACAUCA
Messenger RNA from Sarcophilus harrisii (Tasmanian devil), 3178 nucleotides. RefSeq names its product acyl-CoA thioesterase 11 (gene ACOT11). Bases 127 to 1929 code for a protein of 600 amino acids. Gene Ontology annotation, molecular function: lipid binding; thiolester hydrolase activity. The transcript is spliced from 17 exons. NCBI's taxonomy places the organism in Eukaryota, Metazoa, Chordata, Mammalia, Dasyuromorphia, Dasyuridae. Gene Ontology annotation, cellular component: extracellular exosome. The record is from RefSeq and is a predicted model, not a curated record.